This is a messenger RNA of Oncorhynchus mykiss (rainbow trout), 7320 nucleotides long. Its product is annotated as rho guanine nucleotide exchange factor TIAM2. The record is from RefSeq and is a predicted model, not a curated record. Gene Ontology annotation, molecular function: protein binding; guanyl-nucleotide exchange factor activity. Lineage: Eukaryota; Metazoa; Chordata; Actinopteri; Salmoniformes; Salmonidae. Gene Ontology annotation, biological process: small GTPase-mediated signal transduction; activation of GTPase activity.
GUUCAGUAUUUUGGCGUCGCGCCGGUGGUGCGACCAAGAAAACACUUGGAAAGCGUGGGAUCACGGUGGGACAGCGCUGGUGUUAAAAGCCAAAUUACGUAGAAAACUACGUGUAGCCGAUGUUUAUGAGUUCACGAAAAAUACGGCACACUAUACAACGAACGUCUUCUCUUACACUAUUGUAAACUGAUGGUCCUGGCUGUUCAGCAGGAGGAGAGAGGGUCGCCUGAGAGCAGAGGAAUCCAGGACCACCAUGCCCACUGAAGGAACUCUGAGACGAGACUGAGACUUUAGAACACACAGAUCGCAAUGGGAAACUCUGAGAGCCAGUACAGCAUUCAGGGGUCCAAGGGCACCAGCUUAAUCUUCCCAGGGAAACAAAAGCCCUACUCACUAAAGUUCCGCUCAAACAAAGAAGAGGUUCUAUCCCCCCAUACAUGGUGGAAAGGUGGGCCGGGGGGCUCUGGGUACAAGGCUAGGGCUGUUGGUCGAGGCUGCCUCUCCCCCCUGCAGAGGAGAGGAGAGCCGUACAUCUCCAGACACUAUGAUUACGUCACCAAGGGGGUGAAGGGCAGUCCAAACUGCCAUCUCUGGCAUGGCUCCCCACCAAGAGGCCGCUCACACCUCCCAGCUGAGAAUAGAUGCUGCCCAUAUGAGGGCAGGGGAAGCCUGUACAGUAGAGCAUCAGGGGAUCUGAACGACUAUGCUCUGAACGGACACAGGACCCCAGAGAGGAUGCGAGGAGAGGGAGAUGAGGGGCUUGAGGAGCAGAGCAGUCCCAGGGUGGUCAUCAAGAAGGAUGGUAGUCUGAGGGUGGAGUUCACCAACACUAACAGUGGUCUGCUGCUAGAUGAGGCAUCUGGGCCAGUGCAGCUGCUCAAGUUCUCCCCCACCCUGGAGUCCACCUCUAGUCUGCCUGGCAGCAGCAGGCCUGAGGCCCACCAUGGUGCUCCGCAGCCAGCCUCAACCUCCACCGCCAGGACUAGCAAGGGCAGCUCGCUGAGCUCAGAGGGCUCUUGGUACGACUCGCCCUGGGGGCCCAGCGUGGAGCUCUGCGACCAGGACCAGUCCUGUUCCUCCAAUAGGUCUAUGGGAAACCGUAGGUCUGACCAGUUGGAUUCCUUUGGCCAGCAGUCUCCUCCUGUGUCCAUCUCAGAUCUCUACAGGGACCCCAGUAUGGCUGCCACCUUCCCCACAGCUAAGGACCUGUCGGCCCAGUACAGGGAAUCCCCUCUUCACUCCCAUCACAUCCAGCACCAGGCCUCCUUUGUUUCGGCCCUGGACAUGCCUGCUGAGGAGCAGUGUCCAGAGGCCCUGCAGUACUCAUCCUACACCCUGCCCUGCCGUAAGGCCCAGCCUAAUGGAGAGGUUUCCACCCUGAAGAAGGGCACUGGCUCCGUCAGGAGCCGCAUGAGACGCCUCAGCGACUGGACUGGAAGUCUCAGCAGGAAGAAGAGGAAGACACAGGAGCCUAGGUAUAAGGACAGCAGAGAGGCCUUUGACAGUGGAGUGGACGGUCUGACAGCUGCCACCAGCUCUCCCUCCCAGGUAUCCAGCCUGUGGUACCCUGGCGGACCUGGCAAUGUUGGGGCCUCCCGGGCCCAGUCUGCAGGGGCCCUCCACCACAGCAGCGACGCCCUCCACCAGAACAUCUAUGAGAACUUCAUGCAGGAGCUGGAGACAGGGAUGGGGCAGGGCAGUAGUGGAGGAGCAGGGGGAGGAGGUGAGAGGAGAGACCCGUCUACGGGGACAGAAGGGGGGGAGAGCAGCAGUGAGUCUGCAGGCGGCUCUCUGGAGCAGCUGGACAUGCUCUUUGAAAAGGAGCAGGGGGUGGUACGCAGGGCUGGCUGGCUCUCCUUCAAACCCCUCCUCACCCUGCACAAGGACAGGAAGCUGGAGCUGGUCACACGCAGGAAGUGGAAACAGUAUUGGGUCACCCUGAAAGGUUGUACCUUGUUGUUCUAUGAGACCUAUGGUAAGGGUUCUCCAGAGCAGGAGCUGUCUCCACGCUACGCCCUGUUUGCAGAGGACUGUAUCGUCCAGGCCAUUCCUGAGCACCCCAAGAAGGAGAACGUCUUCUGUCUCAGCAACACCUACGGAGAUGUCUACCUCUUCCAGGCUAGCAACCAGACAGACCUGGAGAACUGGGUGACAGCCAUCCACUCUGCCAGUGCCUCUCUGUUCGCUAAGCGCCAUGGGAAGGAGGACACGGUGCGUCUGCUGAGGAGCCAGAUCAGAGGCCUGCUGCAGAAGGUAGACAUGGACGGUAAGAUGAAGAAGAUGGCUGAACUGCAGCUGUCCAUCGUCAGUGAUCCCAAGAACAGGAAGGCCAUCGAGAACCAGAUCCAGCAGUGGGAGCAGAACCUGGAGAAGUUUAACAUGGACCUGUUCAGGAUGCGCUGUUACCUGGCCAGCCUGCAGGGCGGCGAGCUGCCUAACCCCAAGAGCCUGUUGGCUGCAGCCAGCCGGCCCUCCAAGACUGCCCUGGGACGCCUGAGCAUCUUCUCAGUGUCCUCCUUCCAUGCACUGGUCUGUUCCAGGGAUGAGGCCACUCUGAGGAGGCACUCUGUGUCCCUGAGCCAGAGAUCAUGCAACAAGAAAGGCCUCUUCUCCUCCCUCAAAGGCCUGGACAAUCUCACUAAGAGGGACCGCGACAAGAGACCGUCCGCAGGACAGAUCUUUGAAAGUGAUGGAGGACAACCCUACUGUCUCCCACCCACUAGUUCUGAGAGACUGGACAGCCUGGCCAACCACUACUCUCUGGCUCCCCCUGAGGGCGGUCAAUGGGAGAGCAGUGGUGAAACACUGGGCUGUGUUUACAUGCCUGACAGCCACGCCGUCCAAGUGCCUAUGAGACGGGACCAUACAGUGGCUGAUGUCGUCUCCCUAGCCUGCAAGUUGACGCAGCUGAACCCUAACCUGCACUGUCUCAGACUGCACAGAUGUGUGGCCCAGAACGUAGAGGUCCGCACCCCAGCACCCAGCGAACUCCUACAUGACCUGUUGUAUGACGAGCUAGAGGUGUUUCCAAUGAAUGUAUUCACCCUGCACAUGACGAGACCUGCCUGCACUGGAGACUUUGGCUUUGCAGUCACAGGGCACAUAGAUGGACAGAGGAACAGCCGCAUCUUUGUCAGUGAGGUUUUGCCUGAUGGACUGGCCUUCAGUGAAGGCCUGAGACCAGGUAAUGAGAUUGUGGUUCUGAACGGUCGAGGCGUGUCCACUUUGGACCUGGGUCUGAUCCAGAAGCUGUUCGCUGAGCAGACCCUCCAGCUGACCCUCAGACGGGACGCACCGCCCACCUCACCCCUGACCUCUGACCCCUCGACUCCGACCCCACUGUCCAACCAAUCACAGCUGCUGCAAGACUUCCUGGACACACACCACCAUGCCAAGUCCACUACAGAUGUGUCCUUGGUGCCAGAGGUCCUUGGUGAGUCCUUAAGCUCUGGGCUGGAGAAUGGUCUACAGCACUCCCACAGCAGCCACAGGGCCGUACAACCCAGCAAGAGCGUGGAGACGGUGUGCAUGCUGUACCACACCUUCCAAGAGGGCUCCGGGGGCUUGAUGGAGGGCCGCAAAGACCCCCCGGCUCCAGGGGCCGAGCCCACACUGCACAGACCUUGUCCCCGACACAUGAGUGCCACCGAGAGGCUCCGCAAGGUCAUCCAGGAGCUGGUGGACACAGAGAAGUCCUAUGUCAAGGACCUGAGUUGCCUGUUUGAGAUCUACCUGAAGCCACUGCAGAACGAGACCUUCCUUACGCUGGAUGAGAUGGAUAGUCUGUUUGGCAGCCUGCCAGAAAUGCUGGACUUCCAGAGGGUGUUCCUGCAGACGCUGGAGGAGAGGAUUGCCUCUUCACCUGACUUCAGCACACUGGAAACCCCUGUGCAGUUUAAGAAGCUUCUCUUCUCUCUGGGUGGAUCCUUCCUGUACUACGCUGAUCACUUCAAGCUCUACAGUGGCUUCUGUGCCAACCACAUCAAGGUCCAGAAAGUCCUGGAGAGAGCUAAGACUGAUUGGUCCUUUAAGGAGUUCCUGGCUGCGAGGAACCCUACGAAGCAGCACUCCUCAACCCUGGAGUCCUACCUGAUCAAGCCAGUCCAGAGAGUGUUGAAAUACCCUCUACUGCUUCGAGAGCUGGUUUCUCUCACUGACACAGACAGCGAGGAGCACUACCACCUCACAGAGGCCCUCAAGGCCAUGGAGAAGGUGGCCAGCCACAUCAAUGAGAUGCAGAAGAUCUAUGAGGACUAUGGUUCUGUGUUUGACCAGCUGGUGGCAGAGCAGAGUGGCCAUGAGGAGGUCACAGAGCUUACCAUGGGAGAAUUCCUCAUGCAUUCCUCUGUCGUCUGGCUCAACCCCCAUCCCUCUCUGGGCCGCAUGAGAAAGGACCCCGAGAUGACCGUGUUUGUGUUCAAGAAGGCAGUGAUACUUGUCUACAGGGAGAGCAACAAGCUCAAGAAGAAGAUGACCACCCCUCGCUUGGCGCACUCCCAUGGAGACCUAGACCCCUUCAAGUUCCGCUGGCUCAUCCCGCUCUCUGCACUGCAGGUCCGACUAGGCAACACUGCAGGUACUGAGACGACCUGCAUCUGGGAGCUGAUACAUACCAAGUCUGAACUGGAGGGAAGGCCAGAGACGGUCUUCCAGCUGUGUAGCAGUGUCCCAGAAUGCAAAGUGAACAUCAUCAAGGUAAUCCGCUCCAUCCUCCGGGAGAACGUCAGACGGAACAUGCUCUCGGCCGAGAUGGGGUGUAAGGAGCACCUCACGCCUUUACGCAGCACCCUGCCCUCCUCUGCCAGGAUAGGUCCAUCCAGAGCCUCCUGGCUGUGUAAGCAGCCCCUGCUGGAUCUCCCCACCCCAGCCAGCACACUCAAACCUGGCCAGCCUGACUCAGACGAGGGCAGUCUGAGCAGUGGCACCCACAGCUCCUCUGACGCUCCCCCAGCUGACGGUCCCACACAGCACAAAACACUGUCUACCCAAAAGGCCUGGUCUCGGGGCGGCCAGCGGCCCUCUAGCUUCAGCUCUGUGAAGGAGUCAUACAUCCUGAGUGAUGAGGACGAUGAGUUCAGUGAGGCUAGAGAGAGUUUCCCCUCCUGUGCCAUUGAGGCCCAGUUUCUCAGUUUGAGGCUGUCAGAGGAGGCCGCUUCCUCCCGGGCGCCGGCCCCCCGCGUGCAGCCAGAGGGAGCAGAGGUGAACACCCCGGAGAGCCAGCCCAAGCUUGUUCGGGGCCACUUCUGCCCAGUGAAGAGGAAAGGUAGCAGCCAGCGGGCGCUACUGAGCCUACACAGCCGUUCCCUGGACAGCCAGACAGACCUGGCAGCCAUAGACCUCAGCACUCUGCUGGAGAGAGAGUUCAGCGUACAGAGCCUCACCUCCGUGGUCAACGAGGACUGUUUCUACGACCCUACGGACACUGGCAGUGCCCCUAACAACUCAUAGGGUCAGGAAUAGACACAAGGAGAGGGGCCAAAGCUCUGCCCAGCGCCCGCUCCAUGCCUGUCCUAGUGCCAGGAUAUCUGUUGUGCCUCAGCCCUGAAGUUAAAACUGUGUUCCUUUGAGAGCGUACAAUAGGCACAGGUGCUCAGCGACAUAGUUGUCCCCCUAGAGAGACGAGGUGACUCAGUCCCUGUACAACUACCCUCCGCCUCCAUCCAGCUCUUCUGUAUAUGCCUCUGCUCAGCUCCCCUUCUCUGCUCCCCUUCUCAAUAAUAUGAAUUGGCUUCCUAGGUGAGAGUAAUGUAGCGAAUAGACUUUGUUCACCUUUCAGUUCAUUCAUGUCAGAGAGAAGGACGGCGAUGAGAGGAUUCCACUUUAGACUAUUGAGACUCACCCUAAGAGCUUCACUUUCUAAAGCUCUAUAAGUCAGAGUACAUCUAAAUCCACAGGAGAGGAUUCCACUUUAGACUAUUGAGACUCACCCUAAGAGCUUCACUUUCUAAAGCUCUAGAAGUCUGAGAACAUCUAAAUCCACAGGAGAGGAUGGACAUUGAUGACUUGCUGUACAUUGUUUGCCUAUUUAAUUAGGCAAGUCAGUUAAUAACAAAUUCUUAUUUUCAAUAAUGGCCCAGGAACAGUGGGUUAACUGCCUUGUUCAGGGGCAGAACGACAGAUUUUUACCUUGUCAACUCGGGGAUUCGAUCUUGCAACCUUUCGGUUACUAGUCCAAUGCUCUGACCACUAGGCUACCUGCCGCCCCUGUAUUUGUACAUCAAGUGGAUUUUUGUUUUUAAAGCAAUGUUAAUUUAUUGAUAGUUGUAACUUUUUAUUGCUUUGCAAAAUACAUAUGGGGUUGGCUUGAAUUGAAGAAUCUGGUAUGUUUCACCUAAUGAAUGUUUUCCAGUGUAUUGAAUAAGAGUAUGGUUGUCAUCCUCCCCCAGAAGUGUCGCUUACAAUGUACACAGGCAUUGUCAAAGGAUUUAAUUCAAAUGUGUUGUCAACUUGCCCUGUUUGUAGAUCCCAUACCUGAGUAGCUGGACUAUAACUUCAUUUGAAUCUUUGAUAUUAAUACACAUACCGACAUUGUACAGGUAGAAACGGCUGUAACUUGCAAUAAAUACACUCUGGUCCCAGUGUUUCUGGGAUAUUUUGCUGUUGAGACAUCCUAUUAUCUGACACCACCACGUACCCUCCCUCUCGGUUUGCCCUCAACGCGUACCCUCCCUCUCGGUUUGCCCUCAACGCGUACCCUCCCUCUCGGUUUGCCCUCAACGCGUACCCUCCCUCUCGGUUUGCCCUCAACGCGUACCCUCCCUCUCGGUUUGCCCUCAAUGCGUACCCUCCCUCUCGGUUUGCCCUCAACGCGUACCCUCCCUCUCGGUUUGCCCUCAACGCGUACCCUCCCUCUCGGUUUGCCCUCAACGCGUACCCUCCCUCUCGGUUUGCCCUCAACGCGUACCCUCCCUCUCGGUUUGCCCUCAACGCGUACCCUCCCUCUCGGUUUGCCCUCAACGCGUACCCUCCCUCUCGGUUUGCCCUCAACGCGUACCCUCCCUCUCGGUUUGCCCUCAACGCGUACCCUCCCUCUCGGUUUGCCCUCAACGCGUACCCUCCCUCUCGGUUUGCCCUCAACGCGUACCCUCCCUCUCGGUUUGCCCUCAACGCGUACCCUCCCUCUCGGUUUGCCCUCAACGCGUACCCUCCCUCUCGGUUUGCCCUCAACGCGUACCCUCCCUCUCGGUUUGCCCUCAACACGUACCCUCCCUCUCGGUUUGCCCUCAACUCAACUGUAAACAUGCCUUUAAUGCUAGCAUACCAAUGAAUGUGAACCAUAAUGAACUGUUUUAUAAAUAAACAUUUUUAUCUGUGAGAGCA